GUUCUUCAUUUCUCAAAAGCAUUCAGAGGUUUUUUUGAAGAGGUUUCUGUUUCUCAGAGUCCUCUCAUUAAAGGAAGGCAGAUUGAGUCAUGAUUUGUCACAGGCUGAUGCUUUUUGUUUCCUCUUUGAUAUUUUGCUCUAAGUCUCUGUCAGACAUGUUAUGAAUUACUGGAUGACUUUUGCGAUGUUUUACUGUGUAAAACCUCCAGUUUCUGGGGUGUGGAAGUGCUCAUUCGCUCUGUUAUAACUGCUAUCAGAGAUGCUGGAGUUUAUCACAUUCUUUCCAUUCCCCAUUUAGAGACUCAGCCAGCACUCCCACAUGCCUAGGAACCUCUGUCUCUCUCUCUCUCUCUUACACACACACACACACACACACACACACACACACCCACCCACCCACCAGUGGACGUAUUUAUCAGUUUCUGGACUUGAGAGACGCUUAGUGCGCAGACUGAGUUUAUUACAGAGGGGUGCAGCUCACCGCUCGGUGCUAAUGCAACUUCUUCUAAGAGUUGGAGAAACAUGUUGAGUUGACUAAAGCACUAAAGACGUCAGUUUCCUGUAAGAUAACAUUUCUGGCUUCCUGUAUUUUUCAGCUGAAGCUAUCGUCAUCCCCUCCACUCCCAGCCUCUUUAUUUUUCCUUUUAAACUUUGCUCAGCAUAUUUUUAAUGUGUGAAGCUGUAGUGUUUCCUCUGUUUCCUCUCUCGCCUGUAAGAAGACUGUAAGAGCAGAAAGUAGAUAAGCAAGAGCAGGAUGUAAAAGGAGAUGAAGAUUGUGACCCUGAGCUUUGUGUUCAGGGGCAUGAAGGCAAAGACUUCAUUAAAAAGGGAUUAUUUGGCACUCUGACGCUGAAAGAUAAAGUUUCCCCUCCUGAGUCUUUGCCCUCGUUCCAACUCUCUCUUUCUGUCUGCCUCUCGCUGCAGCUGUGUUGAGAGAAGCUCAGAGGAGAGCCCAGAUCCUGUCGUGGGUAAAUCCCCCGCCGUCGACACUCGUAGCUGCCCUGUAGAGUGGCACAGCGUUCACAUCCUCUUGCUCCUCAUGUUCCUGGGAGCUGAGUGGAGGGCAGGGCGAGGAGACGCAGCCUGCCGGCCAGAGUCACAAGCACCAUGAUUGGGAUGGGGCUGCACAGGAGGCUGCUUUUUGCCAUGCUCACGGUCUCGUGCGUCCUUAUUGUCUACAUUCUGGCUUUGACCCUGGAGAGGCCUCUGGUGCCUCUCUACGACUUCAUACAGAGGGCGAGCGGCAUCUCAUCCGAGGAGCCUCUCAACGGGCCGAGCAACAAUACCCACUUGACCUUCCUGCCCCCAGUGCCCAGCUCGCAUCCAGACAGGGAUGUAGGGAAUUUGUUCCUAAAGCAUCACAAAGUGCAAAAGCAAGACCUGGAUAAGGAGACAUCCAAGUCCAGAUCUGAUGAUGCCAAUAAUAAAACCAGGGUCGAUACCAAACGGCCUACAGUGAAGCCUGCUCGGCCAGCCAAACCUACGGACCCUCCCUUCAUAGGAGACUCGUACAUGAGCGAAGACGUCCCUCCGCAGACGGGCUGUCCGGACAGCAUCCGAAGUCGGGUGGGGAAAACUGAAUUUGGAGAGCGAUUUCUGGAAAGUAUUCCAGUUUUGCAGUGGGCCAAACACGUGACACCCGAACAGCACCGGCGUCUGAGCCAUUAUCCUGGAGCACAUGGCUGGGGAGGGAUCGAUUACGACACACUGGUGGAAACACUCUCUGUCCUCAACUCACCUGCUAACUGGCAGAUGUUGGACAACUGGAAGGCUCCUGGCAAUAAGUCGGCGUGCAGUCGCUGUGCAGUGGUGGGGAAUGGAGGGAUACUGAAGAACUCCCAGAAAGGGAAGGAGAUCGACAGCCAUCACUAUGUCUUCAGGACCAACGGGGCAAUCAUUAAGGGCUUUGAGGAGGACGUAGGGUCUCGGACCACCCACUACACGUUCUCCACAAACACGCUGAUGAAUUCCAUGUUGAGCUACGCAGGUGUCGGGUACAGACGACCCCCCGUGUCUAAGGAAACGCGGUACAUUUUCCUGCCGGAUCACGACCGAGAUUACCUGCUGAUGAAAGCGGCGGCGACGCACACCCUGGUGGACAGGGGGCGUGAGAAGGGCAAAAAUCCAGUGAAGUACUUUGGUGAGGGCGUGUCAGCAGAGAAGUUGAAGAUGUACCAUCCUGAUUUCAUCCGUUACCUCAGAAACAGAUUCCUCAGAUCCAGCACUCUGAAAACCAGAUUCAAAGACAUCUACCGUCCAUCAACCGGUGCCACGAUGCUGCUGGCGGCGCUGCACACCUGCGAUCAGGUAAGUGCGUACGGCUUCAUGACCCCAGACUACAAGAAAUACUCAGACCACUAUUACGACAAAAACUAUCACCCUGUGGGCUUCUUCGCCAACCACGACCUGCGUAUGGAGAUGAAUCUGUGGCAGCAGCUGCACAAGGCCGGCCUCGUACGGCUCUACAUGCGCAACUAAACGAGGAUGAUGAGAAAUUUCAUCACUCCAUCUGCACGCGGCUCACCAGCAUAGUCACAGGGAGACGGGAUGUGCAGAAACGUGGGACUGUGCCUGUCUCAAAAUGACACUUCACAACUUUCUGAAAUAAACGCAAAACCAGAUGAUUUAUUUUCAUGAAGGAAAUGAUGAUAAAUUUGAUUUCUAAAAGACAGCUGCUGUUAUUGUUCAGCAGAGAGGUCACAGUUAUGGGUCUAUUAUUUGUUUUGCCUCUUUUUAAAGGAAUCUUUCUGUGCUGGGAAGCAUUAUUCUGGUGACUGGUUGGAAAAUGGAUCUUAUGUUAAUUUAAAAGAAAGAAACGAUUUUUGGAUUAAAGGGCCUGCUGGUCUGGACCACACAAUCCUGUGACGGUAAAUCCAAACGGUGUAAACUGUGAGUCACAAUCUCUAAGAUACUGUCAGACUGUUAAGAUGCUUUCAACAACCUCAAAGGGGAGCCCUUCUCCUCCUGCUCCUCCUCAUCUUCUGUCAUACACGGGCUCUUCCAGUGUUUCACUUACCUGCUGGUUAAACCAUCUGUUUAUGAGGGGCAACCAAUAAGAAGAAAGGUGGCUCGAAGGAAGCUAACGUGGUUCAUUUCAAACAGAGAAUAAACUGAGGGGCUGCACCAGUGUAAGAUUUACUUUGAACUGUGCUACUCUGGUAGAGUUCAAAAUCAUGACUGUAAAUCUGGGAAUCGGCAGAAUUUAUCAGCUUUAGUUGGAGUUGAAACACUCCAGAUAUGCUAUUUUUUUUUUUAAAGUGUUAUUUCCUCUCUUUGAAUAGAUGGGCACAGAUUCUUGUCUAGUUAAAGAGGGAACUGAUUUGCUAUUGUAAAAGUUUGAUUGUUUUAAAAUUAUUUCAUUAUCUCUGCAGACAAUCUGUGGUGAUUUAUGGUAAUAUUUGGCUUUCCUGUGAACCUUUCUGCUGCUGCUACAAGCUGAACUGGAAAUUGUCCCUUCUGUCUUGUUAUGUAUUUAUUUUUAAACCAGCAAACCACCAAAAAGUUGUUUACUCUGAGAACUUUAGAUCGUAUCAUACGAUCGGUCUCUGGCAAAGCUCAAGUCAUUAUUGUUUGACACAGCGAGACCGCUCUCGAGUUGGCAACGUGCUUCAAAUAUCCCGUCCCCGCCCUAAGUGAGCGGCCAGAGCACUGCUGGCAGUGACCACGGCCCAUUUUUUAUGAGUUUUCUUUUUUUCUGUGUGAGUUUACUGUGGAAUGAAAAGGGAAAUAAUUCACUGACUGUGACUUUAAAGCUCACAAACAAAUUAAGUAUUUAGUUUAAGGGACGUAAUUUAUUCUCUUGUUUUAAACAUAUUUUAAUUUCUUUUUUUAACACUUAACUACACUUUGUGGCCUCUACUGGACUUUCAGUGCCUUCAAUGUGAAACAGCAGUUUGGGUUAAUUACUGUAAGAACUGAACUUUAUUGCCAGACUCCUUCAGCUCUGACUCAUCAGCUUCUAUCUCUGAAGUGACCGUGGGGGGUCUGCCCUCGACUACAUGGAUGUACUGUCUUCAAGCUUAAAGGGGAUUUUAUUGUAUUUUAUUAACAAUACUACAAGUUUGAAGUGGAAGGAAGGUAACCAAACCAAAAACGGUCACAUCAGGGAACGUGUGUAUUUAAAAAUUAGCCUUCUGUGUUAUUAAAUCAGUGCAGAAAAAGCAAUGCAAUAUUUCCAGCAUUUCUGCAAACUGUAGAGGGGAAGGAGACUUCUGGUUUAUAUACGGUGCAAUUAUUGAUUGUGAUUUUUAAAAAAAAAUUAAAUCCAUAUCUCAAUGA
Molecule: messenger RNA, 4278 nt
Organism: Haplochromis burtoni (Burton's mouthbrooder)
Lineage: Eukaryota; Metazoa; Chordata; Actinopteri; Cichliformes; Cichlidae
Gene: st6galnac
Product: ST6 (alpha-N-acetyl-neuraminyl-2,3-beta-galactosyl-1,3)-N-acetylgalactosaminide alpha-2,6-sialyltransferase
Exons: 9
Coding region: 1108-2478 (456 amino acids)
Molecular function (GO): sialyltransferase activity
Source: RefSeq, a predicted model, not a curated record